GUGUUAAUUAAUCUUAGAAAUUUUUCACAUAAAGUUAAGAGGAUGUCUGCAGCCGGACCCGAAGUGGUUGCUGGUACCGUCGGUGCAUCUGCAGCGGCUGGUAUGUCAGCAUCGUCGACCUUUUUAGCACUACUAGUCCCAGCACUUGUGCUAUGGUUCGUCUACUUCAGAAUUUCAAGACGUCACAUGAUUGAACUCGCUGAGAAACUUCCCGGACCCUCUGGCUAUCCUCUUGUUGGAAAUGCAUUAGAAUUCGUUGGAAGCUCAGACACUAUCUUCCGUAACAUCUACAAGCGUUCCUUUGAGUUUGACCAAGUGAUCCGUCUCUGGAUCGGUCCCAAACUCCUGGUCUUCUUGGUCGACCCACGGGACGUUGAAGUCAUCCUUUCCAGUCACGUAUACAUCGACAAGUCCCCAGAGUACAGAUUCUUCCAGCCAUGGCUUGGAAAUGGACUCUUAAUUUCCACUGGACAAAAAUGGCGUGCCCACCGUAAACUCAUUGCUCCAACUUUCCACUUGAACGUUCUGAAGAGUUUCAUCGACCUCUUCAACGCCAACUCCCGUUGCGUAGUUGAGAAAAUGCGCAAAGAAGGUGAGAAGGAAUUCGAUAUUCAUGACUACAUGUCAGAAACCACCGUAGAAAUUCUAUUGGAGACCGCCAUGGGUGUCUCAAAAACAACGCAAGACCGCAGUGGUUUUGAAUACGCCAUGGCAGUCAUGAAGAUGUGUGACAUUCUCCACCUUCGUCACACCAGGGUUUGGUUGAGACCUGACUGGCUCUUCAACCUGACCAAGUACGGAAAAGAUCAGAUUCAACUCCUGGAGAUCAUCCAUGGAUUGACGAAGAAAAUUAUUAAGCGCAAGAAGGAGGAUUACAAGGCAGGGAAACGUAACUUUAUUACUGAGAGCAAAGAAGCCAGAGAAGCCAAAGCUACUAGUGUGGAGGGACUUUCAUUCGGUCAAUCGUCUGGUCUCAAGGACGAUCUUGAUGUUGAUGACAACGAUGUCGGUGAGAAGAAGAGGCUGGCCUUCUUGGAUCUUCUGAUCGAGGCUGGACAGAACGGAGUUGUUCUCAAUGAACAAGAAGUUAAGGAACAAGUCGACACCAUCAUGUUUGAGGGUCACGAUACCACCGCUGCUGGCUCCAGCUUCUUCCUCUCAAUGAUGGGAUGUCACCCAGAGAUUCAGGAGAAGGUGAUCCAGGAGUUGGACGAGAUCUUCGGUGACAGUGAUAGGCCAGCUACAUUCCAGGAUACUCUGGAGAUGAAAUAUCUUGAACGCUGUCUGAUGGAGACUCUUCGUAUGUAUCCACCUGUACCAAUCAUUGCUCGUCAGAUCCAGACUGAUCUUAAGCUUGCAUCCGGUGAUUACACCGUUCCCGCUGGUUGUACCGUCGUUGUGGGUACCUUCAAGAUGCAUCGCCAGCCCCACAUCUAUCCAAACCCAGAUGUCUUUAACCCAGACAAUUUCCUCCCUGAGAAGACAGCAAAUCGCCACUACUAUGCAUUCGUGCCAUUCUCAGCUGGUCCACGCUCCUGCGUAGGGCGCAAAUACGCUAUGCUUAAGCUCAAGAUUCUUCUCUCGACCAUCCUGAGAAACUUCCGUGUCAAGUCCGACAUCAAAGAGUCAGAUUUCAGGCUCCAGGCUGACAUCAUCCUGAAGAGAGCCGAGGGCUUCAGAGUAAACCUUCAGCCAAGAAAACCUACUGUGAAAGCUUAAUGGGAUAGAUAUCAAUAGUCAUUUUUAAUGGGGGUGUUUCGUUGUUUUUUCAAAACCCUCAAAUCCUUUUAACUAGUUAAAAUUCAUCACCCGGGAAUUGGUUGGCCGGGUUAUUUUACUCAUUCAAUUUUUGCGUUUUCUGUUACAACCUUGGAGAUAGGUGUAAAUCAUUGUACAUGUUUGUAUAGAUUUUCAAUCGUUUAAAGUUUUAUUCCGUUAAUUUUUUUCCCGGGUGAUCGUAUACUGUACUUAGAAUUUAUUUUAUUGUUAAAUUUGAAUAAUUUAUCUAUCGUAUGAAAUAAAGUUUGAGUUUGCUUUAGAAAAUUA
This is a messenger RNA of Diachasma alloeum, 2046 nucleotides long. RefSeq names its product cytochrome P450 4g15 (gene Cyp4g15). The coding region runs from base 43 to 1719 and encodes 558 amino acids. NCBI's taxonomy places the organism in Eukaryota, Metazoa, Arthropoda, Insecta, Hymenoptera, Braconidae. The record is from RefSeq and is a predicted model, not a curated record. Gene Ontology annotation, molecular function: heme binding; iron ion binding; monooxygenase activity. The transcript has 6 exons.